This is a messenger RNA of Vigna unguiculata (cowpea), 540 nucleotides long. Lineage: Eukaryota; Viridiplantae; Streptophyta; Magnoliopsida; Fabales; Fabaceae. The record is from RefSeq and is a predicted model, not a curated record.
AUGUUCUCCAAGAUCGAUCUGCGGUCGGGAUAUCACCAGAUCUUGGUAAAGGUGGAGGAUGUCCAAAAGACUGUUUUUAGAUCCAGAUACGGGCAUUAUGAGUAUGUGAUAAAGGAAGUACAGUUUCUAGGGUGUGCAAUAUCGGCUCAGGGCAUAGUAGUGUAUCCAGCUAAGGUGGAAGCGGUGAUAGAGUGGGAGUGUCCUAAGUUAGUGACGGAAGUCAGAAGCUUCAUGGGUUUGGCUAGAUACUAUAGGAGAUUCAUAAAGGGAUUCUCUAAAAUAGUGGCGCCUCUGACCCAGCUUACCAGGAAGGAUCAACCUUUCGCUUGGACUAACAACUAUGUGGAAAGUUUUCGAGACCUUAAGCGGAGGUUGACUAGUGUCCCAAUUUUGAUCAUCCCCGAUGUUAGUAAAUCCUUUGAGGUUUACUGUGAUGCUUCUCGCCAAGGCUUGGGUUGUGUGUUGAUGCAAGAAAGGAAGGUGGUGGCCUAUGCUUCAAGGCAACUUAAGCUUCAUGAGAAGAACUACCCUAGGAUCUAG